GCGUGGCUUAAUCUGGUAUGUGUCACGUUAUCAGGAAGCGAAUCGUUCUACCUGCUGUUUACAGAGAGUGGAGGUCCGUGGGGGGAGAAACUGCCUGCUGUUCUGGACAGAAUGCCUGAUCCCAUGGCGAGGCCUUUAAUCCCAGGAGGAGAUGAAGACAGAGGCAUUCACCUGGAAGCCUCCGUGUCUGAUCCCAGCAAUCCGAUCAUCGGCAUCCUGGGUACGGGUGACUUCUCCCGCUCUCUGGCCAAGAGGCUGCUGGCUGCCGGCUACCAGGUGGUGGUGGGGAGCCGGACCCCCAAGUGCUUCGUGGCUCUGUUUCCCGAGGAGGUCGAGGUGACCACCCAGAUGAAGGCAGCGAGCCAGGCAGACCUGAUCUUUGUCGCGGUCUAUCCCGAGCACCACUCCACGCUGUUGUCUGUAAAACCAGUGCUGGCCGGCAAGACUUUGGUGGACGUCAGCAAUGGUCUACGCAUCAACCGAGACGGUCCCUCCAAUGCUGAGCUGCUGGCGGACUUCUUCCCUGAGAGUCACGUGGUCAAAGGGUUCAACACCAUAUCAGCCUGGACACUCCAGAUGGGACCUCGAGAUGGAAACAGGCAGGUUUUCCUGUGCAGCGACAGUCAAAAAGCAAAGGACUCGGUGAAGCAAGUCUGUCACCGAAUGGGUUUUGUCCCUGUGGAUAUGGGUCUCCUUUCUUCUUCUCUGGAGAUUGAAAACCGGCCUCUCUAUUUGUUUCCCUCCUGGCACAUCCCUGUUCUCUGCACCCUUUCCCUGUUCGCCUUUUUCUACUUAUACAACUUCACCCGCGACGUCUUGCAGCCCUUCAUUACGGCAGGAAGCAAAGCCUUCUACAAAAUGCCCAUUGACACCGUGAACCUCAGCCUCCCCUCUGUAGCCCUGGUGAUGUUGGCGCUGGUGUACCUGCCUGGUUUGUGCGCCUCUUUCCUCCAGCUUUGGCGGGGCACCAAGUACCAACGUUUCCCCGACUGGCUGGACCGCUGGCUGAUGGCGAGGAAGCAGUUCGGCCUCUGCAGCUUCCUGUGUGCAGUCCUUCAUGCCAUCUACAGCCUGAGUCUUCCAAUGAGGAAGUCUGACCACUUCAAACUGAUCAACCUGGCGUAUAAACAGGUGAAAAAUGGCGAGGAGUACACGUGGGUGGACGAGGACGUGUGGAGGAUGGAGCUGUAUCUGUCCGUGGGCAUCAUGGCCCUCGGGCUGCUGUCCCUGCUGGCCGUUACCUCGCUGCCUUCAGUGGCCAGCACCAUCAACUGGAGGGAGUUCAGCUUCAUACAGUCUUCGCUCGGUUACUGCGCCCUGAUAAUGGCCACCACCCACACCCUCCUCUACGGCUGGAACCGUGCCUUCGAUCCAUCCCAGUACCGCUUCUACCUGCCCCCCACCUUCAUCCUGGUUCUGAUCCUUCCCAUGUCGGUCCUGCUGGGCCGCCUGGCCCUCUUCCUGCCCUGCGUGGCCGGGCRCCUCAGGAGGAUCCGCCGCGGCUGGGAGACGAGCCGGCAGGUUCGCUUCACUCUGCCGGCCAACGACCGCUUCGGUGGGAUGGAGGACGUCAGCAACGUGUGAGGACCGCCGCUACGAGCCGCCGAACACGAGAUGCCUCCUGGUCCUAGUCCUAGUCCUAGUCCUGGUCCUCCUGCAGGUUUCAGAGGAUUCUCAAAGAAACAAGUACUUGAAGGAUGGCAGUCCUCCAGGACCAGACACUGCUGGUCUAACUGGUCUAAGUGAAGCUUUAACCCAAAACAGAAGAACACUUUUUGUUUAUAUUUAACACAUCUUUGUCAAAGAAAGAAUCCGAUCAGCUGGUUCAGCCAAACUAAAAAACUUAAAUAUUGCUGAAGAGUUCUUUUUCUCUGUGUUAGCAAAAUACCUCAUGAGCCACUGGAAGAAUUCUAAUAAAACCCCUGAAGUAGCCGUUGAGCAAACAGCUGGAGUCAGUAUUCAAAAUGGCCGCUGACAUUAAUUGACAACAGAAAAGCCAAACACAUGAAACUCAUGUCUUUCUUUAUGUGACUUUUCAGGUAUUUAAGAUAUUUGAACUCACAGCACUUAAAAGUCGACGCAUCAUUUUCUUUACAGUUUUAAUAUAAAUUUGUACGGUGGAAACGAGAGAAAAUGUUUUAUUUUAAAACUUCCUGUUCCUUUURUUUCCCCUCAUCUUUGUUGCCAAACUGUUCAAAAGCUUUAAAAACAUCGUUUUUGACAAACGGUCAAAGUUAAAGUUGCCAAAAACAAGCUGUUCAAAAAUAUAAUUUUAUAAACACAGUCAAA
Austrofundulus limnaeus is the source of this 2289-nucleotide messenger RNA. RefSeq names its product STEAP family member 3, metalloreductase (gene steap3). Gene Ontology annotation, molecular function: cupric reductase (NADH) activity; ferric-chelate reductase (NADPH) activity. The transcript has 7 exons. The record is from RefSeq and is a predicted model, not a curated record. Gene Ontology annotation, cellular component: endosome; plasma membrane. Gene Ontology annotation, biological process: copper ion import. Lineage: Eukaryota; Metazoa; Chordata; Actinopteri; Cyprinodontiformes; Rivulidae. Bases 112 to 1584 code for a protein of 490 amino acids.